AACCCGGGGGGCGCGCCCAUCCCACAGCCCCACGCCCCGCAAGGCGUCCUGCGGUUCCACUCGGCCCUGAGUUUGCCUCUGCUCUGCCGUCGUCCCCAGGGCGGCUUCGCCUGGGAGGACCGUGAACAUGCGUGACGCCUAAGGGUUUUCAAUGCAGUAACACCCCGAAGCCCGCCUUUUUAAUAAGGUCCCAGUUUGUUCUCCGUUUGUUUGUGCUCAGGAACACAAGGACUGGCCGCAGCCUUUGAGCAAGGGCUCAGCUCCAAAACCUUGGAAUUAAUCCAGCCAACAUUGGAUUCAGCACACUGACCAUGGAAUCUGACAAGUUCAUAUGUGUCCGAGAGAAAGUUGGCGAGCAGGCACAAGUCGUGAUCAUUGACAUGAACGACCCAAUGGCUCCGAUCCGACGGCCUGUCUCUGCAGAGAGUGCCAUCAUGAACCCAGGCUCUAAGGUGGUAGCUCUGAAAGCUGGAAAGACACUUCAGAUCUUUAAUAUUGAGAUGAAGAAUAAAAUGAAGGCUCAUACUAUGGCAGAAGAGGUGAUUUUCUGGAAAUGGGUUUCUGUGAACACUGUUGCCUUAGUGACCGAGACAGCCGUCUACCACUGGAACAUGGAAGGAGACUCCCAGCCCAUUAAGAUGUUUGAUAGACAUACCAGCCUGGCAGGCUGCCAGGUGAUUAACUACCGGACUGAUGAAUACCAGAAGUGGCUGCUCCUUGUAGGCAUCUCGGCUCAGCAAAACCGUGUAGUUGGGGCAAUGCAGCUCUACUCUGUGGAUCGGAAGGCCUCACAACCCAUAGAAGGCCAUGCCGCUGCUUUUGCAGAGUUCAAGAUCGAGGAGAAUGCCAAGCCUUCCACCCUUUUCUGCUUUGCUGUACGGAAUCCCACAGGAGGCAAGUUGCACAUCAUUGAAGUUGGACAGCCUGCAGCAGGAAACCAGCCUUUUGUAAAGAAAGCGGUAGAUGUGUUUUUUCCUCCAGAGGCACAGACUGAUUUUCCAGUGGCUAUGCAGAUUGGAGCUAAACAUGGUGUUAUUUACUUGAUCACGAAGUGUGGCUAUCUUCAUCUGUACGACCUAGAGUCUGGUGUGUGCAUCUACAUGAACCGUAUUAGUGCUGACACAAUAUUUGUCACUGCUCCACACAAACCAACCUCUGGAAUUAUUGGUGUCAACAAAAAGGGACAGGUGCUGUCAGUUUGUGUUGAGGAAGAUAACAUUGUGAAUUAUGCAGCCAACGUGCUUCAGAAUCCAGAACUUGGUCUGCGUUUGGCCAUUCGUAGUAACCUGGCUGGGGCAGAGGAGUUGUUCGUGAGAAAAUUCGGUACCCUCUUUGCACAGGGGAGCUAUGCUGAAGCCGCCAAAGUGGCAGCGUCUGCACCAAAGGGAAUCCUGCGUACCAAAGAGACAGUCCAGAAAUUCCAGAGUGUACCCACUCAGUCUGGCCAGGCUUCUCCGUUGCUGCAGUACUUUGGAAUCCUGCUCGACCAGGGUCAGCUCAAUAAACUUGAAUCUUUAGAACUUUGCCAUCUGGUUCUUCAGCAGGGGCGUAAGCAACUCCUAGAAAAGUGGCUGAAAGAAGAUAAGCUGGAGUGCUCAGAGGAGCUCGGAGACUUGGUCAGAACCACUGACCCCAUGCUCGCUCUGAGUGUGUACCUUCAGGCAAACGUGCCAAGCAAAGUGAUCCAGGGUUUUGCAGAAACUGGCCAAUUCCAGAAAAUUGUUCUCUAUGCCAAAAAGGUUGGGUACACCCCAGACUGGAUCUUUCUGCUGAGGAGUGUGAUGAAGAUCAGUCCGGAACAGGGCCUGCAGUUUUCUCAAAUGCUUGUGCAGGACGAGGAGCCACUGGCCAACAUUAACCAGAUUGUGGACAUUUUCAUGGAAAACAAUUUAAUUCAGCAAUGUACUUCCUUCUUAUUGGAUGCCUUGAAGAAUAAUCGCCCGGCUGAGGGACUCCUCCAGACAUGGCUGUUGGAGAUGAACCUUGUUCAUGCACCCCAGGUUGCAGACGCCAUCCUUGGAAAUCAGAUGUUUACUCAUUACGACCGGGCCCACAUCGCCCAGCUCUGCGAGAAGGCAGGCCUCCUGCAGCAGGCAUUGGAGCACUACACCGACAUCUCUGACAUCAAGAGGGCUGUGGUCCACACUCACCUCCUCAAUCACGAGUGGCUUGUCAAUUUCUUCGGCUCCUUGUCGGUGGAGGAUUCUGUGGAGUGUCUGCAUGCUAUGCUGUCUGCUAACAUCAGACAGAACCUUCAGCUGUGUGUGCAGGUGGCCUCUAAGUACCAUGAGCAGCUGGGCACGCAGGCCCUGGUGGAGCUCUUCGAAUCCUUCAAGAGUUAUGAAGGCCUCUUCUACUUCCUGGGCUCAAUCGUGAACUUCAGCCAAGACCCAGACGUGCAUCUGAAAUACAUUCAGGCUGCCUGUAAGACAGGGCAGAUCAAGGAGGUGGAGAGGAUAUGCCGGGAGAGCAGUUGCUACAACCCAGAGCAUGUGAAGAACUUCCUGAAGGAGGCCAAGCUCACAGACCAGCUUCCCCUCAUCAUCGUAUGUGAUCGUUUCGGCUUUGUCCAUGACCUUGUCCUGUAUUUAUACCGCAACAACCUGCAGAGGUACAUUGAGAUCUACGUGCAGAAGGUCAAUCCUAGCCGGAACCCAGCUGUGGUUGGAGGGCUCCUUGAUGUGGAUUGUUCUGAGGAAGUGAUUAAACACUUAAUCAUGGCAGUGAGAGGACAGUUCUCUACUGAUGAGUUGGUGGCUGAAGUAGAAAAAAGAAAUAGGCUUAAGCUCCUGCUUCCCUGGCUGGAGUCCCGGAUUCAGAAAGGCUGUGAGGAGCCUGCCACUCACAAUGCACUGGCUAAAAUCUACAUUGACAGCAACAACAGCCCCGAGUGCUUCCUGAGAGAGAACACCUAUUACGACAGCAGCGUGGUGGGUCGCUACUGUGAGAAGCGAGACCCCCAUCUGGCCUGUGUCGCCUAUGAGCGGGGGCAGUGUGACCUUGAGCUCAUCAAGGUUUGCCAUGAGAAUUCUCUGUUCAAAAGCGAGGCCCGCUACCUGGUACGCAGAAAGAAUCCGGAGCUCUGGGCUCAUGUCCUUGAGGAGACCAAUCCAUACAGGAGACAGCUGAUUGACCAGGUGGUACAGACAGCAUUGUCAGAAACACGGGAUCCUGAAGAGGUUUCCGUCACUGUCAAGGCCUUUAUGACAGCUGACCUGCCUCAUGAACUGAUUGAAUUGCUGGAGAAGAUAGUUCUGGAUAACUCUGUCUUCAGCGAGCACAGGAAUCUACAGAAUCUGCUGAUCCUGACUGCCAUCAAGGCAGACCGCACACGAGUCAUGGAGUACAUCAGCCGCCUGGACAACUAUGACGCACUGGACAUUGCAAGCAUCGCUAUCAGCAGCGCGCUGUAUGAGGAAGCCUUCGCAGUCUUCUGCAAGUUUGAUGUGAAUGCCUCAGCAGUCCAGGUCCUGAUUGAGCACAUUGGAAACCUGGACCGGGCAUAUGAGUUUGCGGAGAGAUGCAAUGAGCCUGCUGUGUGGAGUCAGCUGGCCCGAGCCCAGCUCCAGAAAGACUUGGUGAAGGAAGCCAUCAACUCCUAUAUCAGAGGGAACGACGCUUCCUCUUACCAGGAAGUUGUUCAGGCAGCCAGCAGGAGCAACAGCUGGGAGGAUCUCGUUAAAUUUCUGCAGAUGGCCAGGAAAAAGGGUUGUGAGUCCCAUAUAGAGACUGAACUUAUUUUUGCAUUGGCUAAAACCAGCUGCCUUUCUGAGCUAGAAGAUUACAUUAAUGGACCCAACAAUGCCAACAUCCAGCAGGUUGGAGACCGCUGUUACGAGGAGGGCAUGUACGAGGCUGCCAAGCUGCUCUAUAGCAAUGUUUCUAACUUUGCUCGCCUGGCUUCCACCUUGGUUCACCUCGGUGAGUAUCAGGCAGCAGUGGACAACAGCCGCAAGGCCAGCAGCACCCGGACGUGGAAGGAGGUGUGCUUUGCCUGCGUGGAUGGACAGGAGUUUCCUCUCGCUCAGCUGUGUGGUCUUCACAUCGUCAUUCAUGCAGUUGAGCUGGAGGAGCUGAUGUGCUAUUACCAGGAUCGCGGCUACUUUGAGGAGCUGAUCUUGUUGCUGGAAGCGGCCCUGGGCUUGGAGCAGGCCCACAUGGGCAUGUUCACAGAACUGGCCAUCCUCUACUCCAAAUUCAAGCCACAGAAGAUGCUGGAGCACCUGGAGCUCUUCUGGUCCCGUGUCAACAUCCCAAAGGUGCUGAAGGCUGCAGAACAGGCGCACCUGUGGGCUGAGCUGGUGUUCCUCUAUGACAAAUACGAGGAGUAUGACAAUGCCGUGCUCACCAUGAUGAGCCACCCCACCGAGGCCUGGAAGGGGGGUCAGUUCAAGGACCUCAUUGCCAAGGUUGCCAACGUUGAACUAUGUUACAGAGCCCUGCAGUUCUAUUUGGAUUACAAACCACUCCUCAUCAAUGACCUGCUGCUGGUGCUGUCCUCCCGGCUAGACCACACCCGGACAGUCAGUUUCUUUUCAAAGGCAGGUCAGCUGCCCCUGGUGAAACCCUACCUGCGGUCAGUCCAGAGCCACAACAACAAGAGUGUGAAUGAGGCACUCAACCACCUGCUGACAGAGGAGGAGGACUAUCAGGGCUUAAGGGCAUCUAUCGAUGCCUAUGACAACUUUGACAACAUCAGCCUGGCUCAGCGGCUGGAGAAGCACCAGCUGAUGGAGUUCAGGCGCAUUGCGGCCUAUCUGUACAAGGGCAAUAACCAGUGGGCCCAGAGCGUGGAGCUCUGCAAGAAGGAUCAUCUCUACAAGGAUGCCAUGCAGCAUGCCGCAGAAUCGCAGGAUGCUGAGCUGGCCCAGAAGUUGCUUCAGUGGUUCCUGGAGGAAGACAAGAGGGAAUGCUUCACAGCCGCUCUCUUCACCUGCUAUGACCUGCUUCGCCCAGAUGUGGUGCUCGAGCUGGCUUGGAGGCACAACCUCAUGAACUUGGCCAUGCCCUACUUCAUCCAGGUGAUGAGGGAGUACCUGAGCAAGGUGGACAAACUGGAUGCCUUGGAGAGUCUGUGCAAGCAAGAGGAGCAUGUGACGGAGCCUGCCCCUCUCAUGUUUGGCCAGCAGCUGAUGCUGACAGCAGGCCCUUCCGCGGCCCCAGCCCCUGCCAGCUUCCCCUUUGGAUAUGCCGCUGCUCCUGCCUUUCUCCAGCCUCUCAUGUACAACUUACGCCUGUAGUGGGCGCUGUCUCCACCCACUCUACCUGCAGAGUUACUAACUUCUCCAAGGAGCAUGUCACUCCAGCAGCACAGGGGCCCGCAGUGGGAGGCGGGGACGCCUGGACGUUAUUUAUUUUUGCUGAAACCCAAUGAUGGCAACCUCUGAGCCAUCCCAGAGCCUGGGGAGGCCAGGGUAGAGGCUGACGGCGCAAGACCAGCUUCAGCCGCCAACAGGACUGGACUGUGGGCCCUUCUGCUGGAGCCAGGCAUUCCUUGUGAGUGUCCCCCACUGGCUGGAGCUGCCCCCUCCAGGCCAGUUUGAAGACAACCUGAACACGUCUUGUUUGGAGGUACCAGGCCUCAUAACAGGACUCCGAGCCUCCUGGCUAUCAUAAAUAUUAAAGUCGGUUUAUCCAGGCAA
Molecule: messenger RNA, 5642 nt
Organism: Sapajus apella (tufted capuchin)
Lineage: Eukaryota; Metazoa; Chordata; Mammalia; Primates; Cebidae
Gene: CLTCL1
Product: clathrin heavy chain like 1
Exons: 32
Coding region: 312-5240 (1642 amino acids)
Biological process (GO): receptor-mediated endocytosis; intracellular protein transport
Cellular component (GO): clathrin complex; extracellular exosome; clathrin coat of trans-Golgi network vesicle
Molecular function (GO): structural molecule activity; clathrin light chain binding
Source: RefSeq, a predicted model, not a curated record